GUACGAAUCCUACUAUGGCAUGGCGCGCCAUUUGAAGACCGACUGGCUCCAUACCAGUCCUCUCGAGAUCUCGCCAGCCGGGCGCGCUGGCGGCGGCGCGGCGGUCACCGAAAACCAGCUUGAUUCACCGAGCAUACCGUAUAACGAUGCCGAGCGAGAGACAGGAGGAUUGUCAGUCACUUUUCAGUGAAAACCAGGACUUUUAAGAAUAAGAGUGUAUGAAAGAUAACUGGACAUCGAAUUUCUUGAGAGGUUAAGAUAAUGGCGGCUCCGUCCAAUCAAAGCACGGACGAUGAGAAGGAUAUAUCAUCGAGCAUCACAAAGAAGGUUAUGGGAGACUCCCUGCAUGAAUAUGAAACGCAGUAUUUCGGCUUCACACCAAAAUCAUUUAUAGAUGGAGUAUACAAUGCUGUUGCUGACUAUCUGUAUGACAGUGUAGAUGCUGCUGACAAAUAUAUUGCUUCUGAGAGCCAGCAGGGAAGGCAUCCUGUAUGUGAAGAAGCAGUUAGAGAGUCUUCUGACAGAUUACUAGCCCAUCUUCAACUAGUCUUUGACAAGGCUUUUGACAGACUGGAGACAUACCUGAUUAAGAACAUCUUUCCUAUCCCGUCUCAUGUCGUCUUACCCGAAGAUAAGAUUCAUAAAGAACUGACCCCGACGGAAUCGGAUGAAGUUAAACUUGAUACAGAGCUGGAGGAACUUCGACAGAGAAUACUUGAUGCACAAUAUGUGAAUGCUAGACUUGAGCAGUGGUCUAAUACCGUCAAACAGAUUCAAAACCUCUUGGAUGAUUUGCUGACCCAAAUGGAAGACUACCAAAAAAUUUGCAUCCAGGAAAAUGUUGCUGAUUUGAAAGAGUCUAUCGUUUUCAUGGCAACCAGAGCGGAGAAGCUACUCGAUCUGUCUCAGACAUUACACCUUAACAGUGUUACCAGUUCAAAGAAACGAAGAUUCGAGGAUGAUGAUGAUGCAAGCAUUCCAGCAAAGAUGAGUCACCAGAGUGGAUCCCCCUGAAUGGUACAAAUCUUAUCUAAUCUUUUCUUUUAUAAUAGCAUGUUUAGAACUACUUUAAUUCAGUCAAGUGCAUGCUAAAAGAUUUGUUGUUUGUCCUCAAAGGACAUAUUUCAUAUUUAUUGGCCCUGUAGGUCUUGGCCAUGACAUGAAGGAGCUUUGGUCUUGCUCGACGGGAUGCUUCAACAUCAAUGACGUUGCUGAUUGAACCGCAUGCAUGUGCAUCAACUCUGGGUUUUUUUUUCUCUCUGACAUAUGAAGGAAAAAUGAUUGAAAUUAUACAUUAGAAUCUAGCAAGUAACUAUUUUGUGAUAUGUAAAGACACCAUAUACACAUCAACAGAAUUCAUUUUGCAUGUCGGGACACUUUAAAGUUCAACUUGAUAAACUUGCUACAUAUUUAGUGCCUUCAGGAUUUUGAUGUUGAAUUCAUUUCUCUGCUUCAUUGUGUCUACUGAGAAAGAUCUCUGAAUUUUUAAUGAAGUCUCCUAUGAAUGGUAAUGUUAAUAAACUUACAUUUUUGGAAUUGGGGAUAUUAAAUAGUACAUUGUUAUCAUUUCAUUGGUGACAGCAAUCUUCAAUUUUUUCAGUUAUUUUUGUUUAUCCAUUUUUAAACUAUCAUGUAUUUGGACUAUUUUCCAGAUAGAAUUGUAACAUUACAAGGUUUUUUUUUUUAACAACUUUGUUUAUUCUGUGUUGUAAUCAUAAACAUAAUAUGAAGUGUGAUUUAAUUUUCACUAUGUUGCAACACAUGAAAUGACACACAAUACACACUCUGAGUUAGCUGUAUAAUUAUUUCAUUGUAGUAUUUUAUUAUCAUAUUAUGCUACACACAUACUAUAAUAUUGCAAUAAUGGACUAAAGUUACUCAAUACAAGCCCCAUUUGUACAUGCCUUUAAGCUAAUCAACCAUGUUUACCCUAAUACAUUUUUUCAAUACAAGAUAGGAGAGGGGGGGUCAUACAUUUGGGAGUGGAAGCAGAGAUGGCUACGUUUAGGUAAGCACUGUGAGAAUGGGAGAAGAAAAUAUGCUUGUGGCAGAAAUUUUCCCAUUUUUAAUACGUGACGCAUCUAUAUAGUGUAAAUAACGUUCUACAUUUACUUUUCGAAACCCUCGUAACGAGAGAGUAUAGAAAGCAAAAUAUACUCUGUAUGAAUUAUUUAACAUUGAAAUGGGGUGAAUUAUAAGUUAAAGUUGAUAAGCUUAUUUCAUAUGAUUAUAUUUCAACAGGUCACUUUAAAGGCCAAUUAAGGCACCUUUAAUACCAGAAAGUCAGAUUCAUGACUUUUAUACAGGAAUCCUGCAAGAAUCCUCUUUGAUAUAUACUUUAUAUCUUUGAAUUGAAAAGGCACUCUGCAUCUUUUUGAGCUCCUUUCCAAUAUUCCCCAUUAUCUAUCAUGAAAAUAUUAUCUCUGAAAAUUUCAUGUAGAAUAUUGAUUUAAAAUCGACACAAACUACAUACUUAGUUGACAUUGUAGAUAUCCUUGUAAUAUAACUUGUAGAAAGAAUGUAGCAGCUUUAUUAUAUAUGGAAGUAAAUUGUAAUUAAAAUGUUUUUAUAUAUAUGA
Messenger RNA from Lytechinus pictus (painted urchin), 2578 nucleotides. Its product is annotated as protein MIS12 homolog. The record is from RefSeq and is a predicted model, not a curated record. The transcript is spliced from 9 exons. NCBI's taxonomy places the organism in Eukaryota, Metazoa, Echinodermata, Echinoidea, Temnopleuroida, Toxopneustidae. The coding region runs from base 262 to 1014 and encodes 250 amino acids. Gene Ontology annotation, biological process: mitotic sister chromatid segregation; kinetochore assembly; mitotic cell cycle. Gene Ontology annotation, cellular component: nucleus; chromosome, centromeric region; MIS12/MIND type complex.